CGCCUUCAACCAAAACCAGCUUCACGCACAAACAUAAGGGAGUGGGAGGUCCCUUCCUGGGCUCCGAGCUGAUGGUUUGUAUCGCCACUUGUCUUCACCCUUAAACCAGCUUUUUCGCACAGAAUAAGGGAGUGGGAGGUCACGUGGGUCGUCCGACCUGUUUGAAGAAACUGCUGCUGGCCAAGAGAUCGACAGGUGGUGUAGAGUUGCUGCUUUCUUUCUGCUCAGAGAAAAAAAACAAAGGGAUUGCCAAUGUAUUCAGGGUCCAAUGGUUAUGCUACCCGUGUUGACCAUGUGCGGGAGAGCCCCUACUACGAUGAGGUUCCCCUUGGCUCCUUGUGGCGGGACGCACCACCAGUACGUCCCCUGCAUGCCAUGCAACGCGGAGCCGACAUCGCUGUCAGCUCGGACCCCCUGCCCCCGCCCCCCUUGCCCGAGGCGCCUGCAGUGGGAGGCGGCCUCUACGGCGCUCCCGGCAGCGCGGGGGACCCCCUGGACCCCGACAGCCAGGCCAUGGACAUCAAACCCGUGCGCCGCUUUGUCCCCGACUCCGUGAAGAACUUCUUCCGCAGCAGCGGCAGAAGCCUCACCCAGGGCUGGCCGGCUCCUCCUCCUCCAGCCCCCCAGGACCCCGACCCCCUCGCCCCCUCCUGGAUGCAGGAGGACAGCAACCGCACCACGCCGGGCGUCCGCUGCUCCCCUCCCCACUCGCCGCCCCCGUCCCCCUCCCUCCCCGGCUCCUACGUGGACCGCGGCGGCGGCUCGGGCGGCGGCCCCGCCUCCCGGAUGGAGCGGGACGGCCUGCUGCUCGGCGCAGAGGCCCUGGGCUCGGUGUCGGAGGCGCCCACCAACAGCUCGGCCAUGACGUACAGCGAGCGCGUGGACGACUACCACCUACGCUACGCCUACAUGAAGUCCUGGGCGGGCCUCCUGCGCAUCCUGGGCUGCGUUGAGCUGCUGCUGGGCGCGGCCGUGUUCGCCUGCGUGUGUGCCUACGUGCACAAGGACAACGAGUGGUUCAACCUAUUUGGCUACUCCUCGCCGCAGAUGUACGGGGGGCUGGGCGGAGGCGCCAUGAGCGGGGCCUACGGGCAGGGCGGGGUUCAGUACACGGGCCCCAAGACGCCGUUCGUCCUGGUGGUGGCCGGCCUGGUGUGGAUCGUCACGGUGAUCAUCCUGGUCCUGGGGAUGAGCCUGUACUACCGCGCCAUCCUGCUGGACUCGUCCUGGUGGCCGCUGACCGAGUGCAUCGUCAACGUGACGCUGGGCGUGUUGUACCUGGCGGCGGGCGUGGUGUACGUGCGGGACACCACCCGCGGGGGCCUGUGCAGCACGCCGGUGUUCAACAACGGCGUGAACGGGGCCUUCUGCCGCACGGAGGCGGGCCAGACGGCGGCCAUGGUCUUCCUGUUCCUCACCAUGACGCUGUACUUCCUGGGCGCGGGCGUGUGUCUGAUGCUGUGGAGGCACGAGGCGGCCCGCAUGAGGAAGGCGGCGCUCGACCAGGAGAUGGAAACGAUUGCGUCCUCCUUACCGAUGUCCAUACUCAACGGAGGAGGUUCCCGGCCAUCAGAGGCCACCCCCCUCCCCACCUUUCAUCAAGAUGAUGCUUACAGCCAGACCAACUCCCGUGCUGGCCUGCCCAUGCCCCUGGAGCCGGAGAUCCUCCAGGGUUACAUCCCAGCCGGGCACAUCCCCAAACCCGUCAUCAUAGCGGACUAUGUGGCGAAGUAUCCCAGUAUCCAGUCGGAGGAACAGAGGGAUCAGUAUAAGGCGGUUUUUAAUGACCAAUAUGCAGAGUAUAAGGAGCUGCAUGCCGAGGUUCAGGCCAUAGCCAAGAGGUUUGGGGAGAUGGACGAACUCAUGUCCAGCCUACCACCUCGCCCCUCUAGUCAGAUGGAAAAAGACCGCAUUGAUGGCAUUAUGCUCGAAUACCAGAAGAAGAAAGCUGACCCAACAUUUUUGGAAAAGCGAGAUAGGUGUGAAUAUCUGAAGAACAAACUCGCACACAUCAAGUUCAAGAUUCAAGAGUAUAACAGUAUAAGCUGGAAAGAUGGCCUGAGCAGCUCUGCUAAGAUACAAAUGCCGGCUAAGAAGCUCAGCCUGCCCCCAUACCAGCCAGACACCCACAGACACCAUGGCAGCAGACACAAGCCCAGUGAGCGUCACUCCCAACCGGUGCUGUCCCACUACCCCGCGUCAGACUACCUCCACUACUACCGCUGGGGCUCCCCGCCCGGCGUCAUCAAGAUCAUCAGCAUCAUCAUCGUGAUCAUGUGCGUGGCGGUGUUCGCCUGCGUCGCCUCCUCGCUGGCCUACGACAGCAUGUCCGGUGGAGGCCUGGGCGCCCUGGUGCCAGGCCUCGGCGGUGCCGGCUCCUACGGCGGCACGUACAGCGGGGCGGGAUCCUACGGCAGCGGGAGCUCCUUCGGCGGGGGCAGCUCCUACGGCGGCAGUGGCUACGGCGGCGGCUCCUCCUACGGGAGCCAGUACAUGGACCCCCGGGCGGGGAAAGGCUUCAUGAUCGCCAUGGCGGCCAUCACCUUCAUCGCCGUGCUCAUCAUCUUCGUGCUGGUGGUGUCCCGCCAGUCGUCGUCGCGCUCACCCAAGUUCUUCCUGGCGGUCAUCAUCAUCUCUGCCAUCCUGGCGUUCAUGAUGCUGAUCGCCACCAUCGUGUUCCUGGUGGCCGUGAACCCCACGGCGCAGAGCUCGGGCUCGAACGCCUACAGCCAGAUCCAGCAGCUGUGUGCCCAGUACCAGAACCAGAACCAGGCCCAGGGGAUCUUCAUCAACCAGUACCUCUACUCCUACUGCGUGGUUGAGCCCCAGGAGGCCAUAGCCAUCGUCCUGGGCUUCCUGAUUUUCGUGGGCCUCAUCAUCCUGAUGGUGUUCGCCAUAAAGACCCGCGCCGCACUGCGGCGCCGGGGCAGAGACCGCGUCCUGUGGGAGGAGGUGAAGAGCCUCAAGGGCGGCUUCCCCAACAGCAUCGGUGAAUGGGUGAACAAUGUGUCUGGGGAACCAGAGGUCAUGCUGAACGACCCUAAUGAUGCGGUUUGGAGCCCCAGGACCUACCUGGACAGUCCCGACUACAACAAGCCCAUAUACCUACCUGGAGACUCGGACAUUACCAGCUCGCAGGGUGGCCUGAAGAAGGAUUCGGAGGCCGACUCUGGCCAUGAACUGGACGAAGAGGACUUCAACAUGGACUUUCCGCCCAUCAUGGAUGAGCAGGAGCGCUUGGACUACAAAAGGCAGUAUGACAAGGACCAUCAGGAGUACAAGGGCAUUCAGGCUGAACUGGAGAACCUGAACGCUGGUCUGGCUGAUCUGGACCGGGAGCUGGACCAACACAAAGAAGGAAGCCCUCAGUUCCUGGAUGCCAUGGAUGAAUACAACAGGCUGAAGAAUAUAAAAAAGUCAGCAGAUUACCAAAUCAAAAAGCAGAGGUGCAAAUAUCUCAAGUCUAAACUGUCGCACAUCAAGCGGAGGGUCAGUCAGUACGACCAACGGCCCUGA
Gadus macrocephalus (Pacific cod) is the source of this 3516-nucleotide messenger RNA. RefSeq lists its product as uncharacterized. Gene Ontology annotation, biological process: bicellular tight junction assembly. Gene Ontology annotation, cellular component: cytoplasmic vesicle; bicellular tight junction; apical plasma membrane. Lineage: Eukaryota; Metazoa; Chordata; Actinopteri; Gadiformes; Gadidae. The record is from RefSeq and is a predicted model, not a curated record.